Molecule: messenger RNA, 729 nt
Organism: Trypanosoma cruzi
Lineage: Eukaryota; Euglenozoa; Kinetoplastea; Trypanosomatida; Trypanosomatidae
Product: mucin TcMUCII, putative
Exons: 1
Coding region: 1-729 (242 amino acids)
Source: RefSeq, a predicted model, not a curated record
AUGAAUGCGAUGACGACGGUGGUGACGGUGCGGCGCCGUGUGGUGUGCGCCGUGUUGGUCAUUGCGCUCUUGUGCUGCUGCUCGUUCGUGUGCGUGACAGCGACAGGAGAGGAUAAUGAUGAUAACAGCAGUCCUCCCAGCCCUAAGGCAAGGACACCAGAUCAUACAAAAAAUGCCCUUGGUGCAUUACAGCCAGAUGCUGAGGAAGCCGGUGGGUCACAGAGAGACAGUGGGAGAAACAGAGAGGAAGGUUUAAGAAGACAAGGGCCUUCUUUGCCAGCGGAAGCAGGCACGGCCAUCACUGGACAGACACGAGUUUCGCCAGAGAAAAUGAGUUCGGCUAACGAUAAUCCAGAGCCACGAGGUUUGGCAACUCAGUCUCCACAUACACAAGAUGCGACUGGUGUGUCAGAUGCACAAAAUAAAAAAGCGCAAGAAAAUACACAAGGUGAUGAGAACCAUAAGGCACAGGUAUCAAAUCAGAAGAUCAAAAUUUCAAAUGUAACUACAACGACUACAGAGGCGCCAACCACGACGACCACUACAACAACGACGACGACCGCUGCACCAGAGGCACCAAGUACUACGACGACAGAGACGCCAACCACGACGACCACCCGCACACCGUCACGUCUUCGCGAAAUCGACGGCAGCCUCAGCAGCUCUGCGUGGGUGUGUGCCCCGCUGCUGCUCGCCGUAUCCGCGCUGGCGUACACCACUCUGGGCUGA